This is a messenger RNA of Lemur catta (Ring-tailed lemur), 13094 nucleotides long. RefSeq names its product vacuolar protein sorting 13 homolog C (gene VPS13C). The transcript has 83 exons. Gene Ontology annotation, biological process: mitochondrion organization; protein targeting to vacuole; protein retention in Golgi apparatus. The coding region runs from base 90 to 11222 and encodes 3710 amino acids. Lineage: Eukaryota; Metazoa; Chordata; Mammalia; Primates; Lemuridae. Gene Ontology annotation, cellular component: extrinsic component of membrane. The record is from RefSeq and is a predicted model, not a curated record.
GCGCCGGAGGGGCUGUCAUUCGCGGCGCGGGUCGCCGCCCUCAGCCGCGCCGGGGCGGUUCCGGCUCCUCCCGCCGCCUCAGUCCCACCAUGGUGCUGGAGUCGGUGGUCGCGGACUUGCUGAACCGCUUUCUGGGGGACUAUGUGGAGAACCUGGACAAGUCCCAGCUGAAGCUGGGCAUCUGGGGCGGUAAUGUGGCUUUAGAUAAUCUACAGAUAAAAGAAAAUGCCCUGUGCGAAUUGGAUGUUCCUUUUAAAGUCAAGGCUGGCCAAAUUGAUAAGUUAACUCUGAAGAUUCCUUGGAAAAACCUUUAUGGAGAAGCAGUUGUUGCGACCUUAGAGGGAUUAUACCUGCUUGUUGUCCCUGGAGCAAGUAUUAAAUAUGACGCUGAAAAAGAAGAAAAAUCCUUGCAGGAUAUUAAACAGAAAGAGCUAUCUCGAAUUGAAGAAGCCCUUCAAAAAGCAGCAGAAAAAGAUAAACCAAAAGAAGCCAAAAAGGAUACAUUUUUGGAAAAAUUGGCAACUCAAGUAAUAAAAAAUGUACAAGUAAAAAUCACAGAUAUUCACAUUAAAUAUGAAGAUGAUGUCACUGAUCCAAAGCGGCCACUAUCAUUUGGCAUCACACUGGGAGAACUUAGUCUAUUGACUGCCAACAAACACUGGACUCCAUGCAUAUUAAAUGAAGCAGAAAAAAUUAUAUACAAGCUUAUGCAGCUUGAUAGUCUUAGUGCCUACUGGAAUGUAAACUGCAGCAUGUCUUACCAGGGAUCAAGGGAACAGAUUUUGGAUCAGCUGAAAAAUGAAAUUCUUACAAGUAGAAAGAUACUCCCAAAUUAUCAAUGCAUUUUCCAGCCAGUAUCAGCCUCUGCAAAACUCUACAUGAAUCCUUAUGCAGAAACAGAGCUCAAAACACCCAAACUGGACUGGAACAUGGAAGUACAAAAUAUUGCCAUUGAACUGACCAAGCCUCAGUACUUAAGUAUGAUUGACCUUUUGGAGUCAGUGGAUUAUAUGAUUAGAAAUGCCCCUUACAGGAAAUAUAAGCCUUAUUUACCACUUCAUACCAAUUGUCGACAAUGGUGGAAAUAUGCAAUUGAUUCUGUUCUGGAAGUUCAUAUAAGAAGAUAUACACAGAUGUGGUCAUGGAGUAACAUAAAAAAGCAUAGGCAGUUACUCAAGAGUUAUAAAAUUGCCUACCAAAACAAGUUAACCCAGAAUAAAGUCUCAGAAGAAAUACAGAAACAAAUUCAGGACUUGGAGAAGACUCUAGAUGUUUUUAACAUAAUUUUAGCACGGCAGCAAGCACAAGUUGAGGUGAUUCGGUCUGGGCAGAAAUUAAGGAAAAAGUCUGCUGACAAAGGCGAGAAACGUGGAGGCUGGUUUAGUGGGUUUUGGGGUAAAAAGGAAUCUAAGAAAAAAGAUGAAGAAUUGUUGAUUCCUGAAACUAUUGAUGACCUUAUGACUGCAGAGGAAAAAGAUAAGCUCUUUACUGCUAUUGGUUAUAGUGAGAGUACCCACAACCUAACUUUACCCAAGCAGUAUGUUGCCCAUAUAAUGACCCUGAAGUUAGUAAGCACCUCUAUUACAAUCAGAGAAGACAGAAAUAUUCCAGAAAUACUAAAAAUUCAGAUAAUUGGCCUGGGCACUCAAGUAUCUCAGCGACCAGGAGCACAAGCACUUAAGGUGGAAGCAAAAUUAGAACACUGGUAUAUAACAGGUCUGAGACAGCAAGAUACUGUACCAUCACUUGUGGCUUCAAUUGGUGAUACUGCAUCAUCGUUGCUUAAAAUAGAGUUUGAAACCAAUCCAGAGAAUAGUCCUGCUGACCAGACUCUGAUUUUUGAGUCUCAGCCUGUGGAGGUCAUCUAUGAUGCUAAAACCAUCAAUGCAGUGGUUGAUUUCUUUCAAUCAAAUAAGGGAUUGGAUCUUGAGCAAAUAACAUCAGCUACAUUGAUGAAGCUGGAAGAAAUUAAAGAGAGAACAGCUACAGGACUUACGCAUAUUAUUGAAACUCGAAAAGUUCUUGAUUUAAGGAUAAACCUGAAGCCUUCUUAUCUAGUAGUUCCACAGACAGGUUUCUACCACGAAAAGUCAAACCUUCUGAUUUUAGAUUUUGGUACAUUUCGGCUCAACAGUAAAGAUCAGGGCUUACAGAAGACUACUAAUUCAUCUCUGGAAGAAAUAAUGGAUAAGGCAUAUGACAAGUUUGAUAUUGAAAUAAAAAGUGUGCAACUACUCUUUGCAAGAGCAGAGGAAAACUGGAAAAAGUGUCGAUUUCAGCAUCCAUCAACUAUGCAUAUAUUGCAACCAAUGGAUAUUCAUGUUGAGUUGGCCAAGGCAAUGGUAGAAAAAGACAUUAGAAUGGCCAGAUUUAAAGCAACAGGAGGACUGCCUUUGAUGCAUGUGAGAAUUUCUGACCAGAAGAUGAAAGAUGUGUUAUGUUUGAUUAAUAGUAUACCCUUGCCACAAAAAUCAUUGGCACAGUCUCCAGAGAGACAGGUAUCAUCAACUCCCAUUAUUUCAGGUGGGACAAAAGGUCUACUUAGUACUUCCCUAUUGCUAGAUGGAGUGGAAUCAGAGUCUGAUGAUGAGUAUUUCGAUGCUGAAGAUGGAGACUCACAGACUGGUAAAAGUAUGAAAGGAUCAGAAGUAAAAAAAGUUGCAGAGGUCCCAAAUGAAGAGCUCAUUAAUCUUCUACUCAAGUUUGAAAUUAAAGAGGUGAUUUUGGAAUUUACUAAACAACAGAAAGAAGAAGUUACAAUUCUAGUAUUUAAUGUUACUCAGUUAGGAACAGAGGCUACAAUGAGAACAUUCGACUUAACUGCAGUGUCUUAUUUAAAGAAAAUCAGCUUGGAUUACCAUGAAAUUCAAGGUUCCAAAAAGAAACCCCUUCACUUGAUUAGCUCUUCUGAUAAACCUGGAUUAGAUCUUUUAAAAGUGGAGUAUAUUAAGGCUGAUAAGAAUGGACCUAGUUUUCAAACUACUUUUGGAAAAACUGAACAAACAGUUAAGGUGGCCUUUUCAUCUUUAAAUCUAUUACUACAAACACAAGCUCUUCUCUCUUCUAUUAAUUACCUGACAACCAUUAUUCCGUCGGAUAAUCAAGACAUAGGUGUUGCCAAGGAGGUACAAAUUCCAGCUGAAAAACAACAAAAAAAUUCAACUCUACAGAAAGUGAUUGUAUCCUCUAAAGAUAGUGACAUUAUUGGCUUCAGCCUAUUUGCCAAGUUGAAUGCUUUCUGUGUCAUUGUUUGUGAUGAAAAGAGCAAUAUUGCCGAAAUCAAGAUUCAAGGCCUUGAUUCCUCCCUUUCUCUUCAGUCAAGAAAACAGUCACUUUUUGCCAGAUUGGAAAAUAUUAUUGUCACAGAUGUUGAUCCUAAGACAGUUCAUAAAAAAGCUGUGUCAAUAAUGGGAAAUGAAGUUUUUCGUUUUAACUUGGAUUUGUAUCCAGAUGCUACUGAGGGCGAUUCGUAUACUGACAUGUCCAAAGUGGAUGGUGCACUAUCGCUGAAUGUUGGUUGUAUUCAGAUUGUGUACCUUCAUAAAUUCCUUAUGUCACUUCUGAACUUCCUGAACAAUUUCCAGACAGCCAAAGAGUCUCUGAGUGCUGCCACUGCCCAGGCUGCAGAAAAGGCUGCCACAAGUGUGAAAGAUCUUGCCCAGAGGAGUUUUCGUGUUUCCCUCAAUAUUGAUUUGAAAGCACCAGUUAUAAUCAUCCCACAGUCUUCCAUUUCCACCAAUGCAGUAGUGGUAGAUCUUGGGUUAAUCAGAGUGCACAAUCAGUUCAGUCUGGUGUCUGGUGAACACUACGUAAAUCCUCCAGUAAUUGAUAAAAUGGAUGUUCAGCUAACAAAGCUCACACUUUCUAGGACAGUGAUCCAACCAGGCAUCUCCCAUCCUGAUAUUCAGAUGUUGCACCCAAUUAACUUGGAGUUUUUUGUAAAUCGGAAUCUAGCUGCAUCUUGGUACCACAAGGUGCCUAUUAUUGAAAUUAAAGGACAUCUUGAUUCAAUGAAUGUUACUCUAAACCAAGAAGAUCUUAAUCUUUUACUUAGGAUACUAGCAGAAAAUCUUGGUGAGGCUGUUGAAGACGUGGAUAAAGUGAAACCAAGGGUACAAGAGACAGGUGAAAUUAAAGAGCCCCUUGAAAUCUCUAUUUCACAACAAGAUGUACAUACUUCAAAGGAUACUUUAACAACUGGAGUGGAAGAAAUUAGAUCUGUAGACAUCAUUAAUAUGCUGCUGAAUUUUGAAAUUAAAGAGGUUGUGGUUACUUUGAUGAAAAAAGCAGAAAAGAAAGGAAGGCCUUUACAGGAAUUAAAUAUCUUGCACCUUGGAAUGGAAGCUAGAGUCAAAACCUAUGACAUGACUGCUGAAGCUUAUCUUAAAAAAAUUAGUAUGCGAUGCUUUGAUUUCACUGACUCUAAAGGAGAACCUCUUCACAUUAUUAACUCUGCUAAUGUGACUGAUGAACCUCUUCUGAAAAUGUUAUUGACAAAGGCAGACAGUGAUGGACCAGAGUUUAAAACUAUUCAUGAUAAUACCAAACAGAGAUUGAAGGUUUCAUUUUCAUCUUUAGACUUAGUACUUCAUUUGGAAGCUUUACUUUCCUUCAUGGAUUUUUUAUCAUCUGCUAUUCCAUCUUCUGGACCAUCCUCUUCUGAGAAGGAGUCUGAGCUGAAACCAUUCAUGAGGGAGUCUAGAAGUAUCACUGGCAAAGCUGUAUCUAGCAACACCUCUCAAAAGGAUGUGUUUGAUUUAAAGAUCACAGCCGAAUUAAAUGCAUUUAAUAUCUUUUUCUGUGAUCAGAAAUGUAACAUUGCAGAUAUUAAAAUACAUGGAUUGGAUGCCUCUAUUUCUGUGAAGCCGAAGCAGACAGAUGUGUUUGCCAGACUUAAGGAUAUCAUAGUUACAAAUGUAGAUUUGCUGUCCAUUCACAAAAAGGCUGUCUCUAUUUUGGGAGAUGAAGUCUUUAGGUUCCAACUGACUCUUUACCCUGACGCCACAGAAGGAGCGGCCUAUGCUGAUAUGUCUAAAGUGGAUGGCAAACUUAGUUUCAAAGUGGGCUGUAUUCAGAUUGUUUAUGUUCAUAAGUUCUUCAUGUCUCUAUUGAACUUCCUCAACAAUUUCCAAACUACUAAAGAGGCUUUGAGCGCAGCCACAGUCCAGGCUGCAGAAAGAGCUGCUUCCAGCAUGAAAGAUUUGGCUCAAAAAAGUUUCCGCCUUUUGAUGGAUAUCAAUUUGAAAGCACCAGUUAUUGUUAUUCCUCAGUCUUCGGUAUCACCUAAUGCUGUUAUAGCAGAUUUGGGUUUAAUCAGAGUUGAAAAUAAAUUUAGCUUGGUUUCUAUGGAACAUUUUUCUCUUCCCCCAGUCAUUGAUAAAAUGAACAUUCAGCUAACUCAGUUGAAGCUGUCCAGAACUAUUUUGCAAGCUGGUUCUCCACAACAUGACAUUGAAAUUUUAAAACCAGUCAACAUGCUUUUGUCCAUACAGAGAAAUUUAUCAUCAACAUGGUAUGUGCAAAUUCCUGGGAUGGAGAUAAAAGGAAAACUAAAACCUAUGCAGGUUGCUCUCAGUCAAGAUGACUUGACAACUUUAAUGAAAAUUUUGCUAGAAAAUCUUGGAGAAGCUUCUUCACAGCCAAGCCCUACACAGCCGGUGCAGGAAGCUAUGAGAGUGAGAAAAGUAGAUGUCCCAAGUGGACUUGACCACCUUAAAGAACAGGAAGAUAUGACAGACUCAAAGCCUUCUGUGGACCAGAAUGUCACUCUCCAAUUUGACUUUCACUUUGAAUCACUUUCCAUUAUUCUUUAUAACAAUGAUGUCAACCAGGAGUCCAAACUUUCAUUACACAAUGACACUUUCCGGCUUGGUGAACUCAGACUACAUUUUAUGGCCUCCGCAGGGAAAAUGUUUAAGGAUGGCUCAAUGAAUGUCAGCGUUAAACUUAAGACAUGCACCCUUGAUGAUCUCAGAGAAGGCAUUGAGAGAGCAACAUCGAGAAUGAUUGACAAAAAGAAUGACCAAGAUAACAACAGUUCUAUGAUUGAUAUAAGUUACAAACAAGACAAAAAUGGAAGUCACAUUGAUGCUGUUCUUUACAAGCUGUAUGUAUGUGCCAGUGUGGAAUUUCUGAUGAUUGUGGCAGAUUUCUUUAUCAAAGCUGUGCCUCAGAGUCCAGAAAAUAUGGCAAAAGAAACACAGAUUCCAAGACAGACUGUCACAGGGAAAGUUAAGACAGAGAAAGAUGACUCUGUAAGACCAAACAUGACUUUAAAGGCCACAAUUACAGACCCAGAAGUGGUAUUUGUUGCCAACCUGACCAAGGCUGAUGCUCCUGCCCUGACAGCCUCAUUCCAGUGUAACCUCUCUCUAUCAACAUCCAAACUCGAGCAGAUGAUGGAAGCUUCUGUGAGAGAUCUGAAAGUGCUUGCUUGCCCUUUUCUCAGAGAAAAGAGAGGGAAAAACAUUACCACAGUCUUGCAGCCCUGCUCUUUAUUUAUGGAAAAAUGUGCAUGGGCCUCAGGAAAACAAAAUAUAAAUAUUAUGGUUAAAGAAUUUAUAAUUAAGAUUUCACCCAUAAUUCUUAAUACUGUGAUGACAAUCAUGGCUGCUAUGUCGCCAAAGACAAAAGAAGAUGAAUCUAAAGAUACGUCUAAGGAAAUGGAAAAUCUUUGGGGUGUCAAGUCUAUUAAUGAUUAUAACUCUUGGUUUCUUGGUGUUGACACGGCAACAGAAAUAACAGAAAAUUUCCAAGAUGUCCAGCGUCCAUUGAUAGAGGAAAAUUGUGCUGUUGUUGUGGAGUCAAUUCAAGUUACCUUAGAAUGUGGCCUUGGGCAUCGAACUGUCCCCUUAUUAUUGGCAGAAUCUAGGUUUUCAGGAAAUAUUAAAAAUUGGACUUCCCUACUGGUUGCUGCUGCUGAUAUGACACUAGAGGUUCACUAUUACAAUGAGAUCCAUGCUGUCUGGGAGCCACUGAUUGAGAGAGUAGAGGGGAAGAGACAAUGGAAUUUAAGGCUUGAUGUAAAGAAGAACCCAGUCCAGGAUAAAAGUUUGAUGCCAGGAGAUGAUUUUAUUCCUGAGCCACAAAUGGCAAUUGGUAUUUCUUCAAGAGAUACAAUGAAUAUAACAAUAUCCAAAAGUUGUCUUAAUGUUUUCAACAAUUUAGCAAAAGGUUUUUCAGAGGGCACUGCCUCUACUUUUGACUACUCUUUAAAAGACAAGCCUCCUUUUACAGUAAAAAAUGCCAUGGGUGUUCCCAUUAAGGUUCAGCCCAAUUGUAAUCUCAGAGUAAUAGGCUCUCCUGAGAAAACUGAUAUUUUUGAUGUUGAUGCUGGCCAGAAUUUGGAAUUGGAAUGUUCCAGCAUGGAACUUUCACAUCAAGGGAAACUGUCUAUAUUGAGCCGUCAGGAAAGCUCCUUCUUCACUCUGACCUUUGUACCUCAUGGAUAUACAGAAGUUGGGAAUAUCCCUGUUGCCAGACCUGGACGCCGAUUGUAUAACGUACGGAAUCCCAAUGCCAGUCAUUCUGACUCCGUCGUGGUACAGAUUGAUGCAACUGAAGGGAAUAAAGUAAUCACCCUUCGCUCCCCUCUCCAGAUUAAAAACCAUUUCUCUAUUGCAUUUAUCAUCUAUAAAUUUGUUAAGAAUGUUAAGCUGUUGGAGCGCAUUGGAAUAGCCAGACCUGAAGAAGAGUUCCACGUUCCUUUAGAUUCAUAUAGAUGUCAAUUGUUUAUUCAGCCAGCUGGACUCUUACAGCAUCAGUACAAAGAAUCUACCACUUACAUUUCCUGGAAGGAAGAACUUCACAGGAGCAGGGAAGUCAGAUGCAUGUUGCAGUGUCCAUCAGUAGAAGUCAGCUUCUUACCGCUCAUAGUGAAUACAGUUGCUCUGCCUGAUGAACUGAGCUUUAUAUGUACACAUGGGGAAGACUGGGAUCCAGCUUACAUUAUUCAUCUUUAUCCUCCUCUCACUUUGCGGAAUCUUCUCCCGUAUUCUCUAAGAUAUUUACUUGAGGGAACAGCAGAAACUCAUGAGCUAGCAGAAGGCAGUACUGCCGAUGUUCUACAUUCGAGAAUCGCCGGAGAAAUAAUGGAAUUAGUCCUGGUGAAAUACCAGGGCAAAAACUGGAAUGGACAUUUCCGCAUAAGUGAUACACUUCCCGAAUUCUUUCUUGUGUGUUUUUCUUCUGACUCCACAGAAGUGAUGACAGUUGACCUGUCGGUACAUGUCAGGCGAAUUGGCAGCCGGAUGGUGCUGUCUGUCUUUAGUCCCUAUUGGUUAAUCAACAAGACUUCUCGGGUUCUCCAGUAUCGUUCAGAAGAUAUUCAUGUGAAACAUCCAGCUGAUUUCAGGGAUAUUAUUUUGUUCUCUUUCAAGAAGAAGAACAUUUUUAGUAAAAAUAAGGUACAAUUAAAAAUUUCAACUAGUGCCUGGUCCAGCAGUUUCUCGUUGGAUACAGUGGGAAGUUAUGGGUGUGUGAAGUGUCCUGCCAACAAUAUGGAAUACCUGGUUGGUGUUAGCAUCAAGAUGAGCAGUUUUAAUCUUUCACGAAUAGUUACUCUGACUCCCUUCUGUACCAUUGCAAACAAGUCGUCAUUAGAACUAGAAGUUGGUGAAAUUGCGUCUGAUGGCUCAGUGCCGACUGUUAAAUGGAACUAUAUUGCUUCAUCAGAGUGCCUUCCAUUUUGGCCUGAAAAUUUGUCAGGCAAACUUUGUGUGAGAGUGGUGGGCUGUGAAGGAUCUUCCAAACCAUUCUUUUAUAACCGCCAGGAUAAUGGCACUUUAUUGAGCAUAGAAGAUUUGAAUUGUGGUAUCUUGGUGGAUGUAAACACUGCCGAACAUUCAACUGUUAUAACUUUUUCUGAUUACCACGAAGGAUCUGCACCUGCUCUGAUAAUAAACCAUACACCUUGGGACAUCCUCACAUACAAACAGAGUGGGUCACUGGAACAAGUGGAAUUGCCACCAAGACAAGCUCGACUUUUUGCCUGGGCAGAUCCUACUGGUACCAGAAAACUUACCUGGAGAUAUGCAGCAAAUACUGGGGAACACAAUCUUUUGAAGGAUGGAUGUGGACAGUUUCCCUAUGAUGCAAACAUUCAGAUACACUGGGUAUCGUUUCUGGAUGGGCGCCAGAGAGUUUUGCUUUUCACCGAUGAUGUUGCCUUGGUUUCCAAAGCUCUGCAGGCAGAAGAAAUGGAACAGGCCGAUCAUGAAAUAACCUUGUCUCUCCACAGUCUUGGGCUUUCACUGGUUAACAAUGAAAUCAAACAGGAAGUUUCAUAUGUUGGGAUAACCAGUUCUGGUGUUGUUUGGGAGAUGAAACCAAAACAGAAAUGGAAGCCUUUUAGUCAAAAGCAGAUAAUCUUAUUGGAACAAUCCUAUCAGAAACAUCAAGUAUCAAGAGACCAUGGCUGGAUUAAGCUAGACAGUAAUUUUGAGGUCAAUUUUGAUAAAGUUCCAAUGGAAAUGCGCCUCCCUGUUCGGUGCCCUAUAAAACGAGACUUUUUAUCCGGGAUUCAGAUUGAAUUUAAGCAGUCUCGUCACCAGAGAAGUUUAAGGGCCAGGUUGUACUGGCUUCAGAUUGAUAAUCAAUUACCAGGUGCGAUGUUCCCUGUUGUAUUUCAUCCCGUUUCCCCUCCAAAAUCUAUUGCUUUAGAUUCAGAGCCCAAACCUUUUAUAGAUGUGAGUGUCAUCACAAGAUUUAAUGAGUACAGUAAAGUCUUACAGUUCAAGUAUUUUAUGGUCCUCAUUCAGGAAAUGGCCUUAAAAGUUGAUCAGGGGUUUCUAGGAGCCAUUGCAGUACUGUUUACCCCAACAACUGACCCUGAAGCUGAAAGAAGACGGACAAAGUUAAUACAGAAAGAUAUUGAUGCUUUAAACACAGAAUUAAUGGAGACUUCAAUGACUGAUAUGUCAAUUCUCAGUUUCUUCGAACAUUUCCAUAUUUCUCCUGUUAAGUUGCAUUUGAGUCUUUCUUUGGGUUCUGGAGGUGAAGAAUCAGGCAAAGAAAAAGAGGAAAUGAUUGCAAUUCAUUCUGCCAACCUGCUGUUGAAAAGCAUAGGUGCUACUCUGACUGACGUGGAUGACCUUAUAUUCAAACUUGCCUAUUAUGAAAUUCGAUAUCAAUUUUACAAGAGAGAUCAGCUCAUGUGGAGUGUUGUUAGGCAUUACAGUGAACAGUUCUUAAAACAGAUGUAUGUCCUUGUUUUGGGGUUAGAUGUGCUUGGAAACCCAUUUGGAUUAAUUAGAGGUCUGUCUGAAGGAGUUGAAGCUUUAUUUUAUGAACCCUUCCAGGGUGCUGUUCAAGGCCCUGAAGAAUUUGCUGAGGGUUUAGUGAUUGGAGUAAGAAGUCUCUUUGGACACACAGUAGGUGGUGCAGCAGGAGUUGUAUCUCGAAUCACUGGUUCUGUUGGGAAAGGUUUGGCAGCAAUUACAAUGGACAAGGAAUAUCAGCAAAAAAGAAGAGAAGAGUUGAGUCGACAGCCCAGAGAUUUUGGAGACAGCCUUGCCAGAGGGGGAAAGGGCUUCCUGCAAGGAGUUGUUGGUGGAGUGACCGGAAUAAUAACAAAACCUGUGGAAGGUGCCAAAAAGGAAGGAGCUGCUGGAUUCUUUAAAGGAAUUGGAAAAGGGCUUGUGGGUGCUGUGGCUCGUCCAACUGGUGGAAUCAUAGAUAUGGCCAGCAGUACCUUCCAAGGCAUUCAGAGGGCAGCAGAAUCAACUGAAGAAGUGUCUAGCCUACGUCCCCCUCGCCUGAUCCAUGAAGAUGGCAUUAUUCGUCCAUAUGACAGACAGGAAUCUGAGGGCUGUGACAUUUUUGAGAAGCAUAUCAAAAAGUUGGAAGGCGAGACUUAUCAAUACCACUGUGCUAUUCCUGGAAGCAAGAGGACAAUCCUUAUGGUUACUAAUAGGCGAGUGCUAUAUGUAAAGGAAGUUGAAAUCCUAGGCCAUAUGUCCAUAGACUGGCAGUGUCCGUUUGAAGAUUUUGUAUGUCCUCCUAGUGUCAAUGAAAAUAUGCUGAAAAUUUCGGUUAAGGAGCAGAGUCUGUUCCAGAAGAAAGACAGUGCCAAUAAAGGCUGUCUUCGGAAAAUUUACCUAAAGGAUACCACCACAGCAGAGAGAGCAUAUCAUGCCAUUGAGGAUGCACAGUCAACGAGACACCAGCAAAAAUUGACGAAGCAGUCAUCACUGAGACUUCUCAGGCCCCAAAUACCAUCUUAAUCACAGAUCUCAGGGGGAGAAAAACCAACCAUCAGUCUUGUCUGUAAAUCACUCUGCUUUAUAUUGCUAAAGAGAAUUUUUCAAGAACGCAUUUAGUUUUAUUUUUCUCGAAUAGCUAGUAUUGGGUUUUCUACUUUUUUCCCCCUUUAGGUUUUACUGUAAUUUUGUAACCAUGUGUAUGUUAGCAAUCCACUUCUACGCUGCCACCUCUAUGGAUCAGACCAUUGAAGGAACAUCACUUCAGACUCAGAGUGAAAUUUUCAUUAAUAUUAAAAUUGUGAAGCAGAGAGCAAUAGGCUUAUUUUUAAUUAAAAUCCUUAGUGAAGAAUAAGAAAGGAUCUUAGAAUGACUAGUGUUAUUUGAAAGGUUUUACCCACAGUCAAAUGUUGGACACUUUGACAUUUUGUUUAAGGGUGAUUUGAUUUGUUUAAUAAUUGAACUGAGAUAACAUUUUUGGUAAACAGGGUCAUUGACUGAAGAAAAGCCACCAAAGGGAGAAAUGGCAUGUUUUCUUUUUUUUUUCAUGAAAACAUUGUUUUUCUCCUAAGAAAACAGGUUUUACUUUGGUGCUUAUUUUUCCUCCUUGCACUAUAAUAAAAGAAAUAUGGACAAUCAAACCUCAAAAUAGAGUAUAGAUAUACUCUAUUUUUUGUAAUGGAGUAUUCACAAAAAUUUGGAAGUUAUUUACAUGCUCUUUCAAGAUGAACUUAUAUGGCACAAUUAUAAUUUGCUAAUAUAUGAAUAUAUCACAUUUUAAGUUUUUCAAGGCUCACAGAUAUGUAAAAUUCAGUAUUUUUAUAUUUCCAUAAUUGUUUCUUAGAAGUUGAAAGACUUUAAGGGCAUCAUAAAUUAACUUUUAAUUGUAAUGCAUACCUAGAAAUGUAUUUUAAAUACUUAUUAGGAAGAGUGAAGAAUCUCUAGUUGCUUUAUAUAUAAAUAAAAUAAGACUGAAAAAUAAGUAUUAGAUAUGUUCUUUGAAGGAGCAGACCCAUGAGAGUCAAUUCACUGCAGUACUUUUUGUCCUUUUUGCAACUCACUUACACUGAUCAGAGAUGCACUGCUCAUUAAAACUUUAAAAAAUAAUCAAAAAUAUUUAAUUUUUUGGAUGAAUCUUUAUAUUUGCUCAUGGUGUUUAACAUGGCAUUUAUUUCAAAUUGCUGAAUUAAUGAUUAGAUGAAGAUGUGGACACACUUGGUUGGCUCUAUUUGUAUUUAUGUGUGGUAGUGGUUCUGUCAUCAUUAUUCAUGUUUUUAAAGACCUGGCCAUAAAAACUUUAAAGAUUUCCUAGUGCUAUUUAAUGUAUAAUCUAAAAAGAGAAUGUAAUAACUAAUGCCCUAAAUGUUCGAUCUCUGGUAGUCAGUGCCUUUUUAAGGUCAUUCUUUUUUGUCUGUGAAGAAAAGUAUCAUAUAUAAAACUUCUAGCUUUAAACCAAAUUUUUAUAUUAGUGGUUAAUUGGAAUUUAUUAAAAAGAUCAUUAUAAACAAUUUCAUAACAAGUGUUGUAGUAUUUUGUGUCUUUAAAACUGACUUAAUCAGGAAUUUGGGAUAUCUAAUUAUAUUUUUCGUAGGAAUCAUAGCUAUUGAAAACAUCCUAAAUAUUUAAGAAAUUAUAUUACACUGAUAGUUUAUUCUAAAAAUGCAUGAACAAAAUAUUGAACUAAGAAAAAGUAUAGAAAUUGAUAAACUCAUCAUCUCAGUUGGUUUAAAAGUAAACAUUCAUGUAUUUGUAACGUUUUUUAUUUGAUUUAAUCUCCUGGGACAGAAGUAAUUCAUUGGUAAAGUGUAAUAAUGUCUGUUGUGCAUUUUUUAAAUGCUUUGAGAGUCAAUUAUUUGCAUAUGAAUUACUGAGAAAUAUAAAACAUUUGGUACAUUG